Messenger RNA from Arachis ipaensis, 540 nucleotides. The record is from RefSeq and is a predicted model, not a curated record. NCBI's taxonomy places the organism in Eukaryota, Viridiplantae, Streptophyta, Magnoliopsida, Fabales, Fabaceae.
AUGCAGCAUCGAAGAAACCCUCCGAAGCUCACCAAUGCGAAGAAACACUCUCGCUACAGAAACCCUCUCACUCACCACUCACCGUCGCUCCUCUUCGCCCUCCUCCUCGUUGCUGUGCCGCCCUCACCUUCGCCAACCCUGUCGCGCACAACCCUCACCUUCGCCAUUCUUACCGUCGCUGUUGAUCGUCGCCACCCAGUAACCACUCACCGCCAGUCGCCACUCACCGUUCACCAUUGUCGCUCAUCACCUUUGCCAUUGUCACCACUGCACAGACCAUCGCUCUUCUUAGCCGUUCUGCAUAAAUCGUCACUGCGCCGUCCUCACCAUCGUCAUCUCCGUGCUUCUCAUCAUCAUCAUCUCCGUGUUGAUUAUGCCAAACUCACUAAGCUUCCCAAGAACCUUAUGGCAAAGGUUUCUACUAUGAAGAAUACAGAGCAGAUUUUAGAGCAACUUCCUCGGGUGAUAUCAUCUUUGGAUGCAUAUAUGGAUAAUGGAUUGCAAAACAUGGCACAUUUGAAGACUGUGGUUUAGUUAAUG